AUGGCGACGGAAAUCAUGAACGCAUUGAAGACACUCGCGGCGCCGCAGGACCAGUCCAAGUGCAAGAGCUUCCUUGUAGCGCUGCGCAGCAUUUGCACCAAGCCCAAGGUCCAAGACCUGCUGGAUCGGCUCGAUAGGUUACAGACGCAAAUGACCAGAUAUAUUCAAUUCUCGACCAGGCUCUACCAAGUCACGAACCUCUCCGCGACCAUCGCGCGGCUCGAAGCCACCAACAAACUAAUCCAAGUACAGAGACGGCAAGAUUUGCAAAGGCUCAAGGAGGAUUUGAUAGCGGCUGUGAGCCAUUGUUACAACCAAGAGCUCGACUCUGCUCGCCACAACAAAUCUGCUCCGGUGACCUCGGGCGACUUGCAACAGCCCCAACUCGCCGCGAAGCGCCUGAGCGAAGCGGGACAGACGACGUCCAAGAACCAACAAGUGCUGGAAGCGCUCUACUUUAGGACCCUGCCGUCUCGAAGCCAUCAAAUCGCACCAGCACAUGCAGAAACCUUCAAGUGGGCGUAUUUCAACAAUCCAAAGCGUCGUUUAAAGUUCCGAGAAUGCUUGAGACGCGGAAGGAUGUUUUCUGGAUACAUGACAAGCCGGGCUCGGACUAUUCUUCAGAGCCACUGGGCAAGGCAAAAACGACUCGUUCUGGUCAAGUUUCUCUUCGGGAAUGCCGGAGAAGCGUUGCAAAAGUCGCAGGCCGACACACUGCGGUAUGUGUUCUUUUAUAUCCUCCGGCAAUGCCCGAGACUCAUACCUGCUGCGCGGUUGGCAAUGCCAAGCUGGCCGCGGACCGUCUUUGACGACGAGUUUGGCGGCGAUGGCUUCUGGACGCUCAAGCUGGAGGACCUGACGAGUGGCGAUAUUUGA
Molecule: messenger RNA, 876 nt
Organism: Metarhizium brunneum ARSEF 3297
Lineage: Eukaryota; Fungi; Ascomycota; Sordariomycetes; Hypocreales; Clavicipitaceae
Source: RefSeq, a predicted model, not a curated record